Carassius carassius (crucian carp) is the source of this 5219-nucleotide messenger RNA. RefSeq names its product SH3-containing GRB2-like protein 3-interacting protein 1. Gene Ontology annotation, biological process: clathrin-dependent endocytosis; clathrin coat assembly; synaptic vesicle endocytosis. Gene Ontology annotation, cellular component: plasma membrane; clathrin-coated vesicle; clathrin-coated pit. The transcript has 24 exons. NCBI's taxonomy places the organism in Eukaryota, Metazoa, Chordata, Actinopteri, Cypriniformes, Cyprinidae. The coding region runs from base 273 to 2999 and encodes 908 amino acids. The record is from RefSeq and is a predicted model, not a curated record.
CUCUCGACUCUGCUUUUUUUCCUGCCCUCUUUUGAGCAUCCUUUGGUGAUCGUGUAGACCACAGCCGCAGUGGCUAGAAGCAGCAUCCAUGGCCUAAACGCGGAGCCCUAAAACAUCCACCGGCCCGUCGUACGAGGGACACGGGGAUCUUAAACUCGAGGCUGGAAGUGUACUUUUUUUUUUCUCUCUCUCCAUCUGGUAACCAGGGGCUUCUCUUCUCCCCUCCUCCCGUUUCAGGCUCCUUGGAGAUAGAGGAAUGCAAAUUUGCAAUCAUGAUGGAAGGAUUAAAAAAACGCACCAGGAAGGCCUUCGGGAUACGGAAGAAAGAAAAGGACACUGACUCUACGGGGUCACCGGACAGAGAUGGUGGAGAGCCCCAAGACACUGAAUCGCCACAGAAAAAGACCAACGGGGCUCCAAAUGGCUUCUAUGGGGAGAUUGAUUGGGACAGAUAUAACUCGCCUGAGGUAGAUGAAGAAGGAUAUAGCGUCAGACCAGAUGAGGCAGCCCCCAAAGAAAAGUCUUACUUUUUCUCCUCCAGUGAGUCUGAAGAAGAGGAGGACCACCGCAAAAAGUUUAAGAUCAAAAUCAGACCGCUGCCAGCGGAUGCUAACAUUGCAGCUCCCUCCGUGGAUGAACUAAAAGCCUCCAUUGGCAAUAUAGCUCUGUCCCCCUCGCCUCUGAAACGCAGCCCGGGGCUGGCAAAAAGAAAUCCCAGUCAAGAAAUUGCACGACCGAGACGUCCUGUUCCAACGCCAGCCCCAGCUCCCGCCCCUUCCCCGACACCUGUGCCCCCUCCUGAGCCUGCUAGUAAUAAGAAAUCUCCAGAGCCAGAGGAUACAACAGCCUUAUUUGGCCCUCCGCUGGAGACAGCCUUUGAUGAGCAGAAGACCAGUGAAGUGGUGAUAGAGGAACCUGAGGUUUGGGGUGCACCCCUGCCUGAGCAACACCUAGACUCCUCUCUGGCAAGACCUUUUCCUACAGGAACUCUGCCUCCAAUUCCGCCUAAGAAUGUGCCGACCUUCCCCCCUCUGAUUGAAUCUGCUGCUACAGAACCUGCCGAUGGGCAUAAAGAAGAUGAGACCUUGCAGAGGCCCUCUAUAACUGAUCUAGACAACAUCUUUGGCCCAGAAGACUCUUCAAAACCUGGUGAAGAUGUUGGAGAUAAGUGGGUCUGCUUCAACGAUAAGUCACCUGAAAGACUUCCUCCUCCUUCAGAAGGAGAACCAGCACCUCCACUCCCCUCAUCUCCACCUCCCCCAGGAGAACCCGUGCCCCCAUUACCUAAAUCACCACCUCCAUCAGAAGAGCCGAAUCCUCCUUUACCAAAAUCUUCACCCCCUCCUGCAGAGCUGGUACCUUCUCCUCCUUACAUUAAGUCACCAAAGGAUAGCCUCCCACCUGUUCCCAAAGACACCACUCCUUCUCCGGCAACUGUCCCUCCUCCUCCGGUUGAAGAGGCCCCACCCCCACUGAAAUCAGAUGAUCUUUCUCACUCCAAAGCAGACUUUUCGCUAUGUGCUCCCCUGACAGAGACCCAGUCAGUCUCAACCAACAGCCCGCCAACCACUGUAGAGACAAGUGAAGGAACAAUCACUUCACCCUUGGUUCUGAACCAAGAGGACAAGAAGAGCCCUGAAGAGAACCCAACAAAAGAGGACCCAAGUGAGAGCAGAGCUUCACCCAAAGAGAUUGGUCAAGGACCACGUUCGACACCUCCUCCUCCUCCACCUCCCACAUACAGGGCAGUAGUGUCAUCCCCAGGGCCCAUCCCUCCAGCUGGUACGAGUGGAAAUGAAAGUGGCUCCACCUCCCCUCCACGUCCCUCUACGCCAUUGGCUACCAGCAGCUCUCCCCCUCCCCCUCCCCCUCCUCGGCCACCCUCACGACCCAAACUGCCUCCUGGAAAACCAAGCGUAGGGGAUGUGAAUCAGCCGCUCAGCCCCACUGUACACUCGUCAAGUCCCCCUCCUUUGGCUCCGUUGGCCCGUGCAGAAAGCACUUCUUCAAUCUCCUCCACCAACUCUCUGAGUGCAGCCACCACUCCCACCGUCGGUAAAGAGCUCUCCGUGUCUGUGUCAGAAGACGAUGCUUUUGUAGAAAAACUUCCCAGCUUUGAGAGACGGGCAGACAUGCCAGCAGGCUGUUCUCGAGGGCCCAGUCCCCUCACCAUGGGGGCCCAGGACACACUGCCUGUUGCUGCAGCUUUCACAGAGACAGUUAGUGCCUACUUCAAAGGAGCUGACCCCAAUAAGUGUGUGGUGAAGAUCACUGGAGAGAUGGUGUUGUCCUUCCCAGCAGGCAUCACACGGCAUUUUGCAAAUAACCCCUCGCCUGCUGUGCUAACCUUCAGCAUAACCAACUACAGUCGUCUGGAACACGUCCUUCCUAACCCUCAGUUACUGUGCUGUGACACCAUGCAGCCCAAUCCUAACUCAAAGGAGUUCUGGGUGAAUAUGCCAAACCUGAUGACCCAUUUAAAGAAAGUGUCGGAGCAGAAACCACAAGCAACUUACUACAAUGUAGACAUGCUGAAAUAUCAGGUGUUACCGAAGGGCCCACAAUCCACUCCUCUAAAUCUAGCAGUGAGCUGGAGGUGUGAGCCCACCAGUACUGAUCUGAGGAUAGACUACAAAUACAACGGUGGGGCCAUGACCACUCCUGUCGCCCUAAACAAUGUUCAGUUCCUCAUCCCUGUGGACGGAGGCGUCAGCAAACUGCAGGCUGUGCUUCCUCCAGCUGCCUGGAAUGCGGAACAGCAGAGAAUCUUAUGGAAGAUUCCAGAUAUUUCUCAAAAGUCUGAGAAUGGAGGUGUGGGAUCUCUGCUGGCCCGUUUCCAGCUGACUGAGGGUCCCAGUAAACCCACCCCGGUGUCAGUGCAGUUCACCAGUGAGGGCAGCACUCUGUCAGGCUGUGACAUUGAGCUGGUUGGCCUUGGAUAUCGUUUUUCCCUCAUCAAGAAGAGGUUUGCAGCAGGAAAAUACAUGGCAGACAACUAAACAACACCAUGCAAGUCUGCAUAUUUUGGACCAAUUCUGAAUAUUUAAAACACAGGACAUGACCCCAACCUGACCUUAUGGAUAAACCUUUGUAGAUGUACAAUACAGGUGGACCUCACACACACUCCAGAAGUAUUAUUGUAAACUUGCAUUGUAAAAUGUGGACCGUUUUAGGGUGUACUUCUAAUUGUGAACUGUAUUCACUUUGCAACAUCUGUUUUACGGCAGUUAAAUGACUUGGGUUUGUUCGUAAGGUUAAGCCUCUGUUUCUGUUCGACGUGUUAUUGGCUGUGCCUACCUGAACCUGAAUUCUCUGUAUCCUUCUUUAAAAGUGAUACUGAACAUGUGAUGUUUUUAUUACUCUAUGCAUUCAGUAUCAAAUUUUCGAACAAGGUAGCAAAUUAGUACAGUGAACAAGUGACUGUCUAAAAGAUGAAUGAGCCUCAGCCACAAGAUGGCGCUAUAAUGUUGCAUGUAAUAUGAGGUCUGCAUCGGAUUUUGGUAUUGCUCAAGCUUAUUUAGUUAUGAAAACGUAUUCAGGAAUAUCUCAUUUUCAUUUACACACCACAGUCAGGUUCAUUAAUUGGAAAAUAAUGGAAAUUAUAUUUUGUCAAAUCUGUUUUUAGACAGCCACAGCUUUAAAAAUGUCCCGCUUGCAGUAGACUCAUAAAAAAAAAUGAUUUCGCUCAACAGAAAACUCAUUUUUAAAUUGAAAAUAUAUAUCUUGAAGGCCGUUUGGUGUUUUCUUGUAUUGUUAAAUAGCCUUUCUGUUGUUCCCGAAGGAACAGUGUUAGACAUCAGAGUACAUGACAUCAUUCUAUUUUUAUUUAUUCAUGAUUUGUUGUAUAAAAAAAAAUUAAUUAAACAAGUUACACUGUAUAUGAAUAGACUUUGAAUGGUAUCAUAUUUAGGAUCCUUGAGGUUUUUGACUUUUUGUUAUCUGUGUAGUUGGGUAAGCUGUGUACAGUAUAAUGCUGGGGUAUAAUUUUUAAAUUUAUUUCAGAUAUGUUUUUUUAACUCAAGUGCAACAGAAAAGUUAUGCUAUAUUGGGUCAGGGGUGCAUUUGAAAGAGAAAACGAAACAGGAUACUGUAUCUUACCCAGAUGCGUCACGCUUGAUGUUAUUACAGUGUUAUGUAUAGCAGCACUAUUAGUUCAACAUGGAUUGUCAGCUUUUGGACAUUGUAAAUUCUUUUAUCAUUCAUGCAGAUGUGUUUGUAUCCAGCCUCCUGAGCAUGAGCCCCUGCGCUUCAGAACAUCUUUAUUUUGCAAAUGGUAAUGGUCUCUGUGAGAUGACAAGGUUCUCGAGUGGUUAAAUGACCAAAUCGCUUUUUCUUUUUUCAUUUAUACGUGUAUCUCCAGAAUUGUCCUUUAAGAGAAAAUAAGCUGCAUAUUUUUUAAAUGUUUAAACCUAUGAAUAAAGUGAAAAAUAUUGUUUCUUGUGGAAAAAAAGGAAAAGGAAAAAAACUAAAACACUGUGUUACUGUUUAACUUCCCAGAUGCUCUGAUGUUCAAUGUCAAGAACAAACAUUUUGGUUACAUGUUUGAGUGUGUGAUGUAGACGUUGUGAUGGUUUGGAGAAGAAUAUGCUGGUGCUUUCUGAGUCACAGGUUUCCAUCCACAUUUAACGUUAAGGAUGAGCACCACCAUCUGUUAACACUGCAUUGCAUAUUUUCUGAGCACUUAACUAAAGGGGUUUUUAUUGCACUGAGUUCAAUCGAAGAACAAAUUGGGGUCUGUCAGCCGAGAGAAAAAACCUAUGAAUUUAAUUGCGUGUAAUGCUUAAUCAGUAUGUCUACAUGGUCUAAGUGAAAUGUCAAAAUGUGACCAAAAGAAAUAAGAAAACUCGUAUCAGUUUCGAUGUAGGUGGAGCUGUGUGUGAAUGUUGAAUUGCAUUAGUUUGUGUGAAGUUGUGUAUGUGUUCGAGGAAGAGUGUGCUUGUACGAGUGUGUGUGUGUGUGUGUGUGUGUGUGUGUGUGUGUGUGUGUGUGUGUGUGCGCGUGCGUGCGUGCGUGUGUGUGUGUGUGUGUGUGUGUGUGUGUGUGUGUGUGUGUGCAAAAGGAAGAGUUUAUGAGUGUGUGUGUGUUGUCUGGUAACUGUAAAUCAUUUUUUCUCAGCAACAUGUGCAAGAUGUGUUUGUACAAAAAAAUGUUAACAAAGAUCUGAAAUCCUGAGAUUACUUUGCUCUCUCCAAAACAAUAAAACGUAUACGCCUGAUAAA